GCGGCUCUCUGGCUGUGGGAAGGUGGUCCUGGUCGAAAAACACCGCACAGAAAAACAACCGACGGGGCAACUUUGCGUGUUUUUGUAGAGUCCCUUCAUCUUCUAAACAGACCAUAAAAGUGCGGAAUUGAGCCAAAAUGUUGCUGACAAAGGAAGUGAUGGAUUUGACCUGUUUGUCAUCGGGAAUAAAGUUGGGAAACUCCGAGGUGAAAAUGGAGAGCCCAGCUGAGUGAGAGUGGGGUGAGGAGGCUGGAUUUGGCAGAAGUUGGGAGUCCUGCCCUGCUGCUAGCAGGCUAGUUAGCAUGCUUAAACACUCCGCUAUCUCGGAUAAGUAAUGAGAGCUUCCCUCCGCUGUCCUCCAGCCUGUGAUUCUCCAGGGGAGCUGCUUUAUCUGACCGCUGCUGACAAUGCAGCUUCUCCCAAUGGAUCCAAGCAAAGCUGAUGAUCUGAUUUUCUGUGGAUGUUCUGCCUGAAUCUUUCUGCGUUUCUGCAAAAGGACAACCACAUUUAAACCUGUUUUUUUAAGAGCCCCUCUCCCUCCCCAGCCCCAUCACUAAUUUUCGUACUGUGUGCAUCCAUACUAACCGAUUGUAUCUCAGACAUUCAUCAUAUUACGCCAUCAGAGAUGGGGCCCUGGUAGGUUCUUCAAGGGGCUUGAGGUGCCCCCCUGCCUGCCGACUGUGCAGCCUGGCUGCGUGUGUGAGACCCACCGGCACGGGCCCCCCCUUAAAAUCUUGUAACAAGAAGCAAACCAGCAAUACAGCACUUGCUGAUGGAGCCGAGACACACAAAGUGCUUGUCCAAAAUAUAUUCAUGAACUCUUGAACUUUUUAAACUGGACUUAAGUGGAUGUAUCGGGUGUAAUCAUGAACUCUGACUGCUGAUGCCAGCUCAUCGGGGCCUGAGUGGGUGUAAUCAGCUUUAUUCAUGAACCCUCUUGUCUGAGCCUGGGUAAAGCCUGGAUGUUGGAUGCCCUGAGUGUGUUGAAUCAGCUGUUGCGGUGAUGAGGCAGGGCUCCUGGUGGCCUGUGAGGCUGACGGGGCAGUGGCCCAAGGUGAUGUGAUGGGGUGCAGGAACAGUAAGGUCCUCCCUGAGCCUCCAGGGGAUGUUCAGUUGGACCUGGUCAAAAAGGUUGAUCCUCCUCCACCUCCUCAGACAGAUAUCUAUAAGCACUUCAUACGAGGGGAUGGCACUAGGAGCAAGAUGGGUGUGGCCAGUGGAGGGAGAGGAGACAAGGCUGACUCCACCUCCCCAUAUCAGGCCCAAGCUGCCACUCCCACUGCUUCCGCCCAGCCCCCCAAGGACCCGUCCGAGCUGUCGGACCCUCAGCGGAAGAAGGUGGCAAAAUACAGAGCCAAGUUUGACCCCCGGGUCACAGCCAAGUACGACAUCAAAGCUCUGAUAGGUCGCGGGAGUUUCAGCCGGGUCGUUCGCGUGGAGCACAAGAGCACGCGGCAGCCAUACGCCAUCAAGAUGAUCGAGACCCGUUACCGGGAGGGGAGGGAGGUGUGUGAGUCUGAACUCUGCGUUCUGCGCCGUGUCCGUCACACCAACAUAAUCCAGCUGAUGGAGGUGUUUGAGACGGCGGAGCGUGUCUACAUGGUCAUGGAGCUGGCCACCGGAGGAGAGCUCUUUGACCGGAUCAUUGCCCGCGGCUCCUUCACAGAGCGGGACGCCACGCGGGUGCUUCAGAUGGUGCUGGACGGCGUCAAGUACCUCCACACUUUGGGGAUCACUCACCGAGACCUGAAGCCAGAGAACCUGCUCUACUACCACCCUGGGGCCGAUUCCAAGAUCAUCAUCACUGACUUUGGUUUGGCCAGUAGCAGGAAGAAGGGGGACGAGUGUCUGAUGAAGACCACCUGCGGCACGCCAGAGUACAUCGCCCCUGAAAUCCUGGUGAGGAAGCCCUAUACGAACGCUGUAGACAUGUGGGCGCUGGGGGUGAUAUCGUACAUCCUGCUGAGCGGAACUAUGCCCUUCGAGGACGACAACCGCAUGAGGCUCUACCGGCAGAUCCUCAAGGGGAAGUACAGCUUCUCUGGAGAGCCGUGGCCCAGCGUGUCCAACCUGGCCAAAGACUUUGUGGAGCGGAUUCUAACGGUGGACCCCAGCGAGCGGCUCACAGCUGGCCAAGCCCUCAAGCACCCCUGGAUCGUCAGCAUGGCUGCCGCCUCCUCCAUGAAGAACCUGCAGCGCUGUAUAUCUCAGAACCUCCUGAAGCGGGCGUCCUCACGCUGCCACAGCACCAAGUCGGCCCAGUCUACUCGCUCCAGCCGCUCCACCAAAUCCAACAAAGCCCGGCGGGUGCGAGAGAAGGAGCUGCGCGAGCUAAACCGGCGAUAUCAGCAGCAGUACAACGGCUGAAACGGGGGGCGACCGCAGACUGCUUUUGGGGGGGAAACAGCACUAGUGACUGACCUUUUACAAUGACUACCACCAUUCGAAGUUGCUGCCAGUGUUAGAGGCCAAAAUGGCUUCAUGUCCCAAAUCAUAUCCUUAAAAAUGAGGACAAUAACGUGACUUAAUCCAUGACUAAGGUUGACUGCUGCCAGUUGAGACUAUUGUCAGAAAUGAUCAUGAAGACAAUGUAAUCUAUGAAUUCCUAUGGCAGCGUGUCUCCUGAUGAGCACAGAAAAGGACACACCAGUAAGGUUUUGAAGUGUUACAUCAUCUCUCCAUCCAUUCCAUCACUUUCUGUCUGGCAGGAUGGUGCCUUUCCCUCCUUUUGCUUUUGUUCUUUCAAUCCCUGUGUCUACAUAUUUAUUUAUUAUUGUUGACAUGAUUAUUAGUCUCCAUUCAAAUGGUCACUGGAUAAUGACCUUCCACGAGGAUCUGUUGAACAGAGUUCUGGGUACUGAAGUUUGUAAGAAGAAAGGGAUACUUUAAGAAGAGGGGAAAACAAAUUCCCCUCACUCAUUCCUGAUUGAAAAUUGCUGUGAAUUUAUUGUUGUACUAAUUGUACAGACCUUGUCUUUAAGAUGUGGGUUUCGGAAACACACUGCAACAACAAACACGCUUAGAGUUCAAAAUGAAGGCGUAUUUUUUUGUUAGUCAGUUCUAAGCUUAUCUAAUCUUGCCAUUGUUGCUCCGGUAAUAUCAUCGUUCUAAAGCUGUCAAAAGAUUGUGAAGCUGUUUUGUGUCAGUGUUAAAUCCUAAAUGUAUUGUACCAGACAUUAGGCCACACAGCCCCCCUCCCAACGAUUUAUUAGAUCAGUACAUUGACUCAUGAAGUACCUGCUAUGAUCUCUUCCUGUUGUAGAGCAGUACUCCAAUAAGUCAUUAGGGUUCAAAACCCUUUUGUGUUGGUGCAUGUUUAUUACGUGUUGCAAAAGCUCAAAUUGCCUUGACCUGGAAUGAUUUAGAACCAGGCCUGAUAAGUGGUAGCGAUGUGUACGCGCUUCCCAAGAAAUAUCAGCCCAGUCAACCAGAUGGUGGCGCUGUAAUGCCAAAUAAUUUACAUCGUAAGUCUGAUUGACUAGAAAGUGGACACACAAUGCGCUCUACCUGCUGUGGAAAACCAGUAAUAUGAAUAGAACGAAAGAAGGAUUUUGACUGUAUAAACACCAUAUUGGGUACACAGCAUUACGUGAGAUCCAUCGAAAAACAUGGCAUCCAUCAAAAAUGUGUUUGCAAAGGGCAGACUGAAGCCUUUUAAACUCGACCCAUAGAGGGUGCCACAAAGGUAAAAAACGGUGGGCUAGAAUUUCAAAAAAUUCCACUGUGCAUGCUCUGGGGGCGAGUAUUAACACAAUCUGAAGGGCCAUUUUGAUUGGUACGAGUGGGCGUGGACUAUCACAUAUUUGUUCAUAACUCUAAAUUUCUUUGAACAAUCCCGAUGAAACUGGAGACAGUGCCACCUCCGGUUAAUACACACCAGGUUUCAUUCAAAUCAGAUGAACUGGGGCAAAUGGUGGAAGUGCACCACUAUUGAACCGCUACAGGCUUUGUGAUGAUGAAACAAGCGUGUGAUUGGUCUCACUCCUUCUUUUAACAGAAUCGAACUAGCCAAAGUGACUUUGCUCGGCAUUGUGAAGCUUUCAUUUUUGCCGAUUGAGCUGCAUCAGCAUGGUGAGCGAUAUUUGUAUUUAAAACGGUAUGUGGUCAUUUAGGGCGUUGCGUGGUUUUACAGUUUCAUUGUUUAUUACAGUGGGAGUGGCACACGUAUGCAACAAUGACAGCAAAGAUCUUUGUUGUAGAGAGCUGCCUCUGGUUGCACUAGCUCUUUGAAAGUUCGAAGUUGGUUAUAACAAAAGUGGAGAUUGACACGUCACCAAAUUAAAAUGGGUUGCACCACGCAAAUAUUUACUCCAACCUGUUCGUAGCUAACUGAACCCACUGACAAAGCUAACAUUAGCUUGCUAAUAUCUGACCCGUAUAGACUGAAGAGGCGUCUGAAGACUUAAAAUUACAUUUCACAUGAAUAACACUUAUACCUUAAUUUACUAAAUGUUAUGCCAAAAAUGAUGCUAAUUUUAGCUAGGUUAGCAUAAUCGUCUCUUUGUCACUCACUCAGAAGUGCAUAAACACUGCUAACUCUGAAACAUGAAAUAUAAAACAACCAGAUUAAGUAAAUCACUUAAACAAGCUAUUUGUUACAAUAACUUAUGACUCACAGACUCAUUAUUGGAUUUAUGAAUAGCCGGUGCAAUCCAGGCAUCUACCUACCAUGAGAGUCCUACCAUGUUUUCUAGCUAGCCUCUAUUCCACGGACAUUUGUUACUCAAUGGAUUUUCUCAGAAGAACAUACCGCAACAUAUCAGCCAUCGGCAUGCUGUCACAGUAAUUGUUUCUUGGUUAAAGUUUUACUAGCCAUUGUCAGUAGUUGGCCAUUUAGCGCAGAAUAUGGAGAGAAAAUCCAGGAACAUGAUUCUGUUCGUGGAACAGAGGCUAACCAGGAGAGGGUCGACGUCAACAAUACAAUGUACAGUAUAAAUCUGUAUACUACUCUUAUGAAAUGAAGGAACAUUGUGAGAAGCAUGUAGAUGUGAAUCAAAUGACCGUUAGUAUGUAUGAUUUAUAAAAGAUUCUGAAUUACAGAACCACGCAACCAAUGCAAUCUUAUGUACAAGUUUUCUUAAGAUUGGUUCGUAAGUGCACUUAAAUCUGAAUACAUCUGGAAGGCUUGCUUAGAGAUGAGGUCUAGUUUAUGAAAUCCACAGUAUUGAUAGUAAAAUAGGUUGUAGCUCUCUUAUAUUCUGCACUGUUUUAGUUCUGCCUUUUUCAGUCUGAUUCAUAACUAGUCCAAUGCAGUCCAAUAUAUAGUGUGGAUGGUGGGCCUCCUUGCAGUAGGAAGGUUUUGUGACUUCUGCAUUACUCAGAGCUGUUGAUGUAAUCGCAAUAACCUGAAAUGAGAGUAGACUAGGGAUUUUGGUUUUUGUCAUAUUGUAUAAUUGAAAUGGUAAAAUGCUGCAUUACAGUAAAGGGAAUUUUCUGAACUUAUUAAACAGUGCAAGCAAAGUGAAAUGAAUAAUAAAUGCGACUGAUUGUUUGGUCAUCCUAUGUUUAAAUCAUGUUUAAAUGAUUGAUUGCGAAUGAUUCAUCCCCAACAUGGUCAAAAUAAUGUGAUAUUUGAUUAUUGAAUACUUCCCAAAGGUAGCACAACUUAAAGCUUCAGAAAGUUCCUCUGAGCUUCAGAUUUCUUUUAUCUGACAAAGCACUUCAUCUAUACAGUUAAAUUCAAUUUUCCUCUGCUUUUUUUUUUUUUUUUUAUGUAUUUUGUCCCUUCAGAGUAAAUCAGUUGCUACAGUGUGGUCUUUUCUUCUUUAUAUGAGCAUUUUGCUGUGAUCUACCCCAGACUUUUGAAGUGUGUUGCUGUUGUGAACUUUUUAACACAUACUGGAAACCUAAACGAGCCAUGUCAGCUGACCUCAGUUCUUCCUUUCUUUUUGACCUUUGCUUUUUCCAGGAUACUCUGAUAUCUUUCUGUUAUUACUCUUUCCAUUUUCUUUGAUGUCAGAUUUGAAGUCUUUGUCCCACUGCUGUUAUCUGUCCCAAUGUCUCUUGAUGGGAUUAAAGUACUUAUAAAAGACCUUAAGUGACACAUUGGAACUGGUAUUGGUACAUUCAAAUCUUCACUGUGUACAUUUUGAUAUACUCUACCCAAAAUGUGUUUAAUACCAAACGCAUGCACUCUGUGCCCUUGAAAAGGUUCGUUCAAAAAGUGCUUCACAGACAAAACCGCAGUGGUCAUGUUAAAGAUUUUGGAUGAAGUAUUGGAUUCAGUUUAAGGUGUCAAACUUCCUGCAGCAUGCAGCUUAAUGAGGUGGCCUUAGUUCUGGUAGAUAGUUCAUUGAUUGCUCCUAGAGCAUAGCAUCUAUGUGAAAUAAACAUUUGUAACCCGUUAUGAAAUCUUCACUCUUAGGCUCACAGUCACAAAGUAAUCAUUUGGACUCAAGGAAUUGCUGUGGUUGAAUUAGUAGGAACAUUGCUGAGUGCCUAGUGUAUACCAUGUUCAAUGAAUAACCAAAUCAACUGUUUUUGCAGUGUCAGCACAUUUGUAAAAGUGUUUCCUGUCAUGUUUUUAUAUAUCUGUGAUUUUAUAUAAAUGCUGUCGUCCUAAAUGAAGUAGCCAACUCAACACUGUUACCUGAAAACAGUCGUUCAUCUUUUGUUAUUGUGUGUCUAAAUGAAUGAUAACACUUUGAUUCUUCUACCAUUAACGUUUUUUAUUUUUUUAAACGGUGAGUUGUAUGUGCCAAUAAAACACUCGAACCUGAA
Dicentrarchus labrax (European seabass) is the source of this 6720-nucleotide messenger RNA. It is a transcript of the gene pskh1, whose product is annotated as protein serine kinase H1. The coding region runs from base 1063 to 2367 and encodes 434 amino acids. Gene Ontology annotation, molecular function: ATP binding; protein kinase activity. Gene Ontology annotation, biological process: protein phosphorylation. The record is from RefSeq and is a predicted model, not a curated record. NCBI's taxonomy places the organism in Eukaryota, Metazoa, Chordata, Actinopteri, Moronidae. The transcript is spliced from 4 exons.